Molecule: messenger RNA, 466 nt
Organism: Artibeus jamaicensis (Jamaican fruit-eating bat)
Lineage: Eukaryota; Metazoa; Chordata; Mammalia; Chiroptera; Phyllostomidae
Gene: IL38
Product: interleukin 1 family member 10
Exons: 4
Coding region: 8-466 (152 amino acids)
Biological process (GO): inflammatory response to antigenic stimulus; cellular response to lipopolysaccharide; cytokine-mediated signaling pathway
Molecular function (GO): cytokine activity; interleukin-1 receptor binding
Source: RefSeq, a predicted model, not a curated record
UGCAAGAAUGUGCUCCCUCCCCAUGGCAAGAUACUACAUAAUUAAGGAUGCAGAUCAGAAGGCUCUGUACGUAAGAGACAACCAGCUCCUGGUGGGAGAUCCUGACUCGGACAACUGCUGUGCAGAAAAGAUCUGCAUACUUCCCAACAGAGGCCUGGACCGCACCAAAGUUCCCAUCUUUCUGGGGAUCCAGGGAGGCAGUUGCUGCCUGGCAUGUGUGGAGACAGCGGAGGGGCCUUCCCUGAAGCUGGAGGAUGUGAACAUCGAGGACCUGUACAAGGGCGGUGAGCAGGCCACACGUUUCACCUUCUUCCAGAGAAGUUUGGGCUCCGCCUUCAGGCUUGAGGCUGCUGCCUGGCCUGGCUGGUUUCUCUGUGGCCCAGCAGAGCCCCAGCAACCAGUGCAACUCACUAAGGAGACUGAACCCUCUGCCCGCACUGAGUUCUACUUCGAACAGAGUCGGUAG